This is a messenger RNA of Dipodomys ordii (Ord's kangaroo rat), 801 nucleotides long. It is a transcript of the gene Dio2, whose product is annotated as deiodinase, iodothyronine, type II. NCBI's taxonomy places the organism in Eukaryota, Metazoa, Chordata, Mammalia, Rodentia, Heteromyidae. The record is from RefSeq and is a predicted model, not a curated record. The transcript has 2 exons. Gene Ontology annotation, molecular function: thyroxine 5'-deiodinase activity.
AUGGGUAUCCUCAGCGUAGACUUGCUGAUCACACUCCAAAUUCUGCCAGUAUUUUUCUCCAACUGCCUCUUCCUGGCGCUCUAUGACUCGGUCAUUCUGCUCAAGCACGUGGUGCUGCUCUUGAGCUGCUCCAAGGCCGCUCGCAGGGAGUCGCGUCGCAUGCUGACCUCAGAGGGACUGCGGUGCGUCUGGAAGAGCUUCCUUCUGGAUGCCUACAAACAGGUGAAACUGGGUGAAGAUGCCCCCAAUUCCAGCGUGGUGCACGUGUCUAACCCUGAAGGAGGUGAAAGUGGUACCCAGGAAAAGACACCUGAUGGGGCUGAGUGCCAUCUUCUUGACUUUGCUCAUGCCGAUCGCCCACUAGUGGUCAACUUCGGAUCCGCCACUUGACCGCCCUUCACCAGCCAGCUGCCAGCCUUCCGCAAACUGGUGGAAGAGUUCUCCUCGGUGGCUGACUUCCUGCUAGUCUACAUCGACGAGGCCCACCCUUCCGAUGGAUGGGCGGUGCCCGGGGACUCCUCUUUGUCUUUUGAGGUGAAGAAACAUCGGAACUUGCAAGAUCGAUGCGCAGCAGCCCACCAGCUUCUGGAGCGUUUCUCCUUGCCGCCCCAGUGUCGAGUUGUGGCUGACCGUAUGGACAAUAACGCCAACGUAGCUUAUGGGGUAGCCUUUGAACGCGUGUGCAUUGUGCAGAGACAAAAAAUUGCUUAUCUAGGAGGAAAGGGCCCAUUCUGCUACAACCUUCAAGAAGUCCGGCGUUGGCUAGAGAAGAAUUUCAGCAAGAGAUGAAUUCUAGAUUAG